Molecule: messenger RNA, 570 nt
Organism: Trichomonas vaginalis G3
Lineage: Eukaryota; Parabasalia; Trichomonadida; Trichomonadidae
Product: organellar and viral DNA polymerase type B
Exons: 1
Source: RefSeq, a predicted model, not a curated record
AUGAAUGAGAAACAAAUUCUCGGCGUUGCUGGUAGCAGUAAUGAUGUACACCUUAUGACAUUAGAAUAUUAUAACGAACAUAAAGAUGAACUGAAAGGAGAGAAGGGUGACACUGGACCUCAAGGACCACAAGGAAUACAAGGAAUACAAGGACCUCAAGGCGAAAACGGUUUGGAUGGUGAAGAUGGAAAGGAUGGAAAAACUGCUAAAUCAUGGAUAUGGAACCUUAUAAAUACUGGUUUAACAGCUGCUUCAUAUGGAGUUCUUCAAUACCAAAUCGGAAAGAUAUGGGCAGUACUUGGUGAAGAAGUUUUAGAUGACGUUAAAAAUGCUUUGAACUUCAUUUCAAAUGGUUCGGAUACUAUUAAAACUUUAUCUGGUUGGAUGCAAGAAACAAGGAGUCAAAUAGAUACUGUAAGACGUAUAGCAAACAAUGCACGUACGGGAUUGGAUACUUUACGAGAAGCACAAAGUACACUAAAGGAAGCAAAUGAUAUUCUUGGCUCAGUAUCAGACAUGCAUGAAGAUUGGCUUAAAGGUAUUGACAAAUCUUUAAAAAAUCACAGUCAG